Erythranthe guttata (spotted monkey flower) is the source of this 2334-nucleotide messenger RNA. Its product is annotated as putative protein phosphatase 2C 12. NCBI's taxonomy places the organism in Eukaryota, Viridiplantae, Streptophyta, Magnoliopsida, Lamiales, Phrymaceae. The record is from RefSeq and is a predicted model, not a curated record. Gene Ontology annotation, molecular function: protein serine/threonine phosphatase activity. Gene Ontology annotation, biological process: protein dephosphorylation.
AUAUGGUGACGCGCCCACGAGCGCGAGUUAAAACAGAUCACCUUUUUUCACAGCUCACCAUUCCAGCUUUCUUUAUUGCCCAACAAUGGCAUUUUCGCAUUUCUCAAUUCCCCUUUCUCAAUACAUACACUAUACAACAACAUUUUUCCACACUUUUCCUCGUUCAAUUUACACACAUUUUUGCCUGACAGCUCCUUCACACCCAUAAUUAUUCUCUCUCUCUCUUUCUCUCUCUCUCUCUCUCUCUCUCUCUACAACACACAGUUGAAAUGCACAACAAUCGAUCUUAUUGCAGCAUCGGAACCCAACGACGCCGGGAUCUGCGUUUCUCGAUGACUGCGCUCCGACAACGUUGUUAAUCGUCGCUCGAUUUCAUUGAUAAUUCGGAUUUGAAUUGAUUGAAUCCAGGGAACCAAGGAUAACAAGAUAAAGGAGGAUUUGGGUUUUUCCGAAAGCCUUCGAUUUUCGAAUCUGUUAAUUGGUGUUGUUGUGUAUAUAAUUGGGUGACCAAACAAUGCUGUCUAAGAGUGGGGACCACCAGACGGUCCCACUAUCGGUGUUGCUAAAGCGCGAAUUGGCCAAUGAGAAGAUCGAGAGGCCCGAAAUAGUGCACGGUCAAGCCAGUCAAAGCAAGAAAGGCGAGGACUUCACAUUCGUCAAGACUGAAUGCCAACGGGUCUUAGGCGAUGGAGUCACCACAUUUUCCGUUUUCGCGUUAUUUGAUGGUCAUAAUGGAUCAGCAGCCGCUAUAUAUUCGAAAGAGAAUCUCUUGAGCAAUGUGUUGAGUGCAAUUCCACCGGAUCUUAACAGUGACGAGUGGGUAUCGGCAUUGCCAAGGGCUUUGGUUGCAGGUUUUGUGAAAACCGAUAAAGAUUUUCAAGAAAGAGCACAAACUUCGGGAACAACAGUUACCUUUGUAAUAAUCGAAGGAUGGUUCUUAACUGUCGCAUCAGUUGGUGAUUCUCGUGGCAUUCUUGAAUCGGCUGAAGGGGCUAUAUAUUAUCUAUCGGCAGAUCAUAGACUCGAUUGCAGUGAAGAAGAGAGGGAAAGAAUAAUUUCAAGUGGCGGAGAAGUUGGCCGGCUUAAUACUGGUGGCGGUACCGAGAUUGGUCCGUUGAGAUGUUGGCCAGGUGGCUUGUGUCUUUCACGAUCCAUCGGUGAUUUGGAUGUUGGCGAGUACAUAGUUCCUGUACCUCAUGUUAAACAAGUAAAGCUGUCGCCGACAGGUGGAAGGCUAAUAAUCUCGAGCGACGGUGUUUGGGAUGCACUAUCUGCCGAAGCAGCUUUCGAGUGCUGUAGAGGGAUGCCGCCCGAUACUGCAGCUUCGCAAAUCGUCAAAGAAGCUGUACAGGUGAAGGGUCUUCGAGACGAUACGACUUGUAUAGUUGUAGAUAUACUGCCCCCCGAGAAAAACGAGCCCCCAAAACCGCCCCUGAAGAAGCAAGGAAAAAGGGUAUUUAAGUCUAUGUUCCGUAAAAAAUCUUCCGAGUCAUCGUCUCAGAGAGGGAGGAAUAAGGAAGAGGAAGAAAAUCUCGAACCAGAAAUGGUGGAGGAGCUAUUUGAGGAAGGGUCCGCUUCACUUUCGGAAAGGCUGGACUCGAAAUAUCCCGUGUGCAACAUGUUUAAGCUGUUCAUAUGUGCGAUUUGCCAAAUCGAGAUAAAACCUGGCGAAGGUAUUUCGAUACAUGAAAAAACAAACGAGGCGAGAAAAUCACGGCCGUGGAAUGGCCCUUUCCUUUGCUCGAGCUGUAAAGACAAGAAAGAUGCCAUGGAAGGAAAAAUACCUAACGGAGUUGGUAGAUAUAGGAGUGGAAGUGAAUAGUCGAUCUCCGUGAGUGAUAGUAUAUUCUCAUUCUCUGAUCUUAAAUGAGGAAAAAGGCGAUUGCCCACCUUCGUCGAACGCCAUAUAUAUAUAAGAUAGUAAGUGUAAUUGAAAAACCCUAGUGUGAAUAUGUAAGAUACAACACACAAAAUGUGUUUUGCCUUCUGCUCGAUUCUGACUUUGAAGAUGAAGACUUAUGAAUUUUUCAAUUUAGUCGAAAACGGACAAAAUCUUGCCUAUGUCGGGUUAAAAGACAAGCGAGUGGUCUCUCUAUGUACAACUGUCGUAGAAAAGAUCAGAGAUAACUUAUUCGCUACAAGAGUACAUUUUCUUGAUAUAUUCUUUGUUGUAAUAUUGCCGCGUAAAAAAUGUUUGACUGGAGUUCGUCGGUCUUUUUGCCGUUUUUGACGACAUCUUGUUUUUCCAAUGUAACAUUGUUUUGUUCUUCCUUGGUUAAGAAAGGAAGAUAAACAACAUUUGGCGUAUAAAACGGGGUCAUUUUUUCGUCUAUA